Phoenix dactylifera (date palm) is the source of this 1603-nucleotide messenger RNA. Its product is annotated as casparian strip membrane protein 2. The record is from RefSeq and is a predicted model, not a curated record. Lineage: Eukaryota; Viridiplantae; Streptophyta; Magnoliopsida; Arecales; Arecaceae.
UGCUGAGUUUCCUGAUUGUUCUGCAGUUAGAUUAAUGGAAGGGAAGCUGCUUUUGGUUGUAGUCAAUCCGACAUUGGAUUGUUUACCAAAAGCAUCUUUUGAAGCCAACAGGGCCGGUCAUUGUUCUUCCUCGCAGAAAGGUUCAAAAUAGCUGCAGUGUUUUUGUUCAACCAUUUAAUUGUUCCUUACCAACCUCCCUGCAUCUCCAAUAACGAGGUUAAAGGUUGGAAUGUUAUUCUGCUGGAGGCUUGACGCUUCCAAUAAAUUAUUGAUAUCAACGAUUUCUUAUGUCCAUGCAGCAUCUUUCUACGGUAAAACUGUUCAUUCCCUUGCAUCAGAUUAGUAAGUGGAAAGAAAAAUCACUUUCCUUUAUGUGAGUGUCCAGGUAAAUAUCUGUAAAGUGGCCAUGAACACAAAAAAUUUGGAACUUCAUUAGUGGAUGGUAGUUGACAACUGCUACUCAUUCCUGCUCCCCUAAACUGCACCACCACCUCCAACUUCUUCACAUAACUCUAAAGUAAGCUAUUCCCUGAACCAACACUUAUGAGUUGUUGGUUCCUCUUAUACUCUUCUAUAAAUAACCCACCCAUUCAGACACUUCAAUCACAGCCUGAACCAGUUCUCAACACAGCAUCCUUCUCCCACAAUUUCUCAUCCAUUACCACCUAAGCAAAUUCUCAACAUGAGCGGCGGUGCAGCUGCCCCUUCGACUGCGAUCACCAUCGGGGAACCGAGCGCCGAUGCCGCGGCGAGAGCUCCUGCUGCCCCUUCUGCGCCCCCUGCACCUGCACAAAAAGCUCGUUUUGCCAUUUUUAGGAGGACGAAGGAUGGCGCAGGAUGGAAGAGAGGCCUGGCUUUCUUCGGCUUCAUUCUGAGGAUCUUUGCUUUUGGUGCUGCUCUUACUGCCGCAAUUGUCAUGGGAACUACUGACGAGACCCUUCCUUUCUUCACUCACUACUAUCAGUUCCAUGCUGAGUUCUCCGAUCUCCCAGCCUUACUGUUCUUCGUGGUGGGGAAUGCGAUAGCAGCAGGCCACCUUGUAUUCUCCCUUCCGCUCUCCAUCAUCACCAUUUGUCGACCACAAGCAGUAGGUCCAUGGCUUUUGCUCCUCAUCUCUGACACUGUAAUGGUAGCCCUGACGGCCGCUGCAGCCUCAGCAGCUGCAGCAAUAGUGGCUUUGGCUCACAGUGGUAGUGAGAAAGCGAACUGGGUUGCCAUCUGCCUACGGUUUGAUGGUUUUUGCCAACAAAUUAGUGGUGCUGUUGUGGUCUCAUUUGUGGCAGUAGUCCUCUUAAUGGUCCUGGUUGUGAUAUCUGCUCUUGCUAUGCGAAAGCGUUAGAGAUGUCUGCAGUCUACCUUGUGUGCAUGUUUCAUGGCUUCAGGUCCGUGGUCUUUAAAUUUGUGUGGUGUAAAGCCAAAUUCCAGCUCUCUACUGUGGAGAGAAAUUCCCCAGCUGGAUAUAUAUCCUCUUGAUUGUUGUGAAGGUUGAAGUUUGUAAUUUGCUCUUGUGCAGUCUUUAAAGUACGAUUGGAAGUUAUAUCUAUGUGCCUGUUCAUGAAUGUAUCUCUUAGAUGCUUGAUGAAAACUUUCCUAGAGACGGAAA